Cyclopterus lumpus (lumpfish) is the source of this 2527-nucleotide messenger RNA. RefSeq names its product major histocompatibility complex class I-related gene protein-like. Gene Ontology annotation, biological process: immune response. The coding region runs from base 727 to 1821 and encodes 364 amino acids. The record is from RefSeq and is a predicted model, not a curated record. The transcript is spliced from 7 exons. Gene Ontology annotation, cellular component: external side of plasma membrane. NCBI's taxonomy places the organism in Eukaryota, Metazoa, Chordata, Actinopteri, Perciformes, Cyclopteridae.
CGGCGGCAUCCUGGAGGAGAACAGGAUGUAGGUCCGUCCGUCUGCGACUGCAAUAUACUAUAUAUACAUAUAUAAUACUACUUUGGGGCCUACUUAAGUAGUAUUUGGCUCCUUGUACUUUUGGAACUAAAUGGAACUAAGUACAAUAUAUGUCUAUUUUCUAUUUCUGUAUAUAUGUAGAAAUAUUUAGAAACAUCAGAAUAUAACGUUUUGUUAUACAAUCGCUGCAUCGGGAAUGGAAAGUUACUUUUGUUGUACCUUUGCAUCUGUCUAUUUAGCCGACUGUAGGAUAACUAAACAAUUGUAUUUAAGUAGAUAGGACGCUUACAAAGUUGAGGUACUUGUCAUACUUAAGUAUUACUAUAUUUCAUGCAACGUCAUACUUCUACUCUCCUACAUUUAGGAGGGACAUAUCGUACGUAUCCUCGUCUGAAAAGAAUUCCCUUUGUCAGACCUUUUAAUUAAAGUGCAUUGGCGUCAUCAGUCGCGGCCCGAGUACAUGUUCCAAUUCAAAAGUCCGCUUCUCGCAAAGCACGGUAAAAAUGCCCGGAUGUGACUUGAUCCGCCCACUUCACAAAAGAUGCAUCAGAGGAGACUUGUGUGUACUUUGGACAGCCAAUAUCCCACAAUGCAUUUCGGGUUAAAUCAGCUUAACUGAGGGUUGCAAUUCCAAUACAAUAUAUAUAUAUAUACAUAUAUAUAUUGGAUUGAGAAACGGCCAACAACAUGAACCCGUUACUCGUGUUGCUCCUCUUCUGUCAUGAUGCAUCGACAGUGAUGCACUCCCUGAGAUAUUUCCUCACCGCAACUUCUGGAGUCCCAAACUUCCCGGAGUUCGUGGGCGCCGCGGUGGUCGACGACGUCCUGGUGGGCUACUGCGACAGCGACGCCAAGACCGCCAAGCCCAAACAGGACUGGAUGAAAGAGUUUAUAAAAGACGACCCCACGCGCGGGGAGUGGUACGCUGAGAAGUGUUUUCGCAAUCGGCAGGUCUUCAGAGACCGCAUGGAAGGCCUGAAGAGGCGCUUAAACCAAACCGGAGGCGUCCACGUUUUGCAGAGGAUGAACGGCUGCGAGUGGGACGACGAGACCGGAGAGGUCGUCGGUUACAAUCAGUACGGUUACGACGGCGAGGACUUCAUCGCGUUGGACCUGCGGACGCUGACGUGGAUCGCUCCCAAGCAGCAGGCGUUCAUCACCAAGCUCAGAUGGGAUGCCGAGGAAGAGAGACUAAAAUACAAUGAAUAUUACUACAUCUACAAAUGUCCGGAGUGGCUGAAGAAUUAUGUGCACUAUGGGAAGAGCCUUCUGCAGAGAACAGACCUUCCCACGGUGUCUCUCCUCCAGAAGACCCCCUCCUCCCCGGUCUGCUGCCACGCCACGGGCUUCUACCCAAAGAGCGCCGCGAUGUUCUGGAGGAGAGACGGGGAGGAGAUCCACGAGGACGUGGCCCCCGGGGAGAUCCUCCCCAACCACGACGGAUCCUUCCAGAUGAGCGUGGACCUGAAACUCUCCUCGGUCGCACCGGGAGACUGGAGCAGGUACGAGUGCGUGUUUCGGCUCUCCGGCGUGGAGCACGACGUCGUCACCGGACUGGACAGAGCGCGGAUCAGGACCAACUGGGUUACUCCGUCAGAGUUUCCCACCGGUGCCGUGAUGGGAGGCGUCGUCCCUUUGCUUCUUCUUGCAAUCGGCAUCGCUGGAUUCAUGUGGAGGUGGCACAAGAAUGGAUUCAGACUCGCAAACACUUCGGAUUCUUCGUCGUCGACGGACCGAGAUUCAGCUACAGCGAGAACGACGUCGUUCCAACCACUUUCAUAAUUAACAGAGAUAUUUUCUGAGUACGUGUAUUCAGUGUAUUUUUUUCUUUUUCUUUCUGUAAAAUCUUAAAGAUAACUACGGUUGUCUAAUGAUUACGAUGAGGUGAAAAGGUAGGAAAUGUCCCUCUGAAAUGAGGCGCAAUCCUCUCGAAAAUGCACCAAAAGCAAUGAAGUAUGGAAGCCCAUUAGUGUAAAAAUAAUAAGAACAAUGAUCCUGUAAGUCAUUAUAAUGAGAUACUCUCAAAAUGAGGACUUUGCAUCCCAUAAUUAUGAUAAUUAUGACUUCUUUAUUUCUUUUUCAUCACAGUGGCGUGAAGGAAUUUCCAUACUGUGCAGUAGGACUUCAGUGAUGUAACAAACCGUAAUUUCUUAAAAUUAAAGAUAAAAAAAUAUAUAUAUAUAUUUUCAAACAUGAGUUUUAUUAUGAGAAGUAUUAUUAUUAUUGUUGAGGUGAAUUUUUUAUUUGCUAAUUAUUUUUUGUUUGUUCUCAAUGUGAUGCGAAAUGUGUAAUGUAUAUUUAAAAAUAUGUCUUUAUUACAAAAUCACAGGGUUUAAAAUACCCAUAAAAAGGUGAAUAAUAUUGCAUCUGUUUUGCUCAAAGGCAGGUAAGGGACAACAUUUGUGUUCUGGCAUUUUACAAAAUUAUUUCCUUUUAGGUUAAAACGUGAAUCACAAAUAUCCAAUAAAAAGUAGUUUUUUCCAAAAGA